Molecule: messenger RNA, 16275 nt
Organism: Gallus gallus (chicken)
Lineage: Eukaryota; Metazoa; Chordata; Aves; Galliformes; Phasianidae
Gene: PACSIN2
Product: protein kinase C and casein kinase substrate in neurons 2
Exons: 13
Coding region: 9838-11301 (487 amino acids)
Biological process (GO): actin cytoskeleton organization; regulation of endocytosis; caveola assembly
Cellular component (GO): cytoplasm; endosome; plasma membrane
Molecular function (GO): protein binding; phospholipid binding
Source: RefSeq, a predicted model, not a curated record
GUCUUCUCCCCGAACGAGACGUCCGUGGGGAGACAGAAGCCGCUUUAUGGGCACCGAGCUACCUGCUCACAGCAGCGGCGGGUAUCCGCUGCGGCUGCCUGCGUGCUGCAUCCGCCGUGCCCGGCCCGGCUGCUGGGCUGCAUGGGGCCGGCGUGACUCAGAGGCUCCCGGCCGCAGCCCUGUGGGGCCGCUGCCCUGCCCCGGCGGCAGGGGAAGGCAGGAAGGUGCGAGGGACGUUUGCUGACCUUUGUCGACGGGAGUGUUUGAAAACUAAAUGUGACGUUACCAUCCUCGUCGUUCACUUUUCUUGGUAGCUGUGCUUGAUUAAAGCUAUAAGUUGGUUAGGGUAAUGUCAAACAAGGGUGCCGUGGGUUGCUUCCCUGUGUUUUUUCCUCGGUAAAUUUGAUCACUUGUUCGUGACUGAGACUGGGGUAAAAACGAGCCUUAGGAUCUGCUGUUUUCUACGACCUCGCAACAGCCUGCCUAAAGUUUGCUAUAUGUAAUGAGUGUAUUUAUGCCGCUUGCUGCAAGGGGGAGCUUCUUCCUUUUGCUCGUUUGGAUUUAAUACAGAUAUUUUUCAGAUCUUCUACGAAGACAAGGCUUUCCCACUGCUUUGAGAAGGUAAAACCCUUAGCAGUGUGUUGUUACAGUAGUCCAAGCCAAGGCUCCGUUACAUAAGCAGCUGUACCACAAUAAAAAGGAUCGUUCUCUUAUGCCUGUGAUGAGACCGGCAUAGAAACAUUGCUUUCUGUAGGGGGUGGGAAGACACUUCUUUACCUUAUGGCGAAAGGUAGCUAAAACUGUUUGCAGACUCUAUUUCAGGCAGGCAGAACUUCCUAAUUGUGUUUUCAGCAAUGAAGGUCAUUAGCACCCUGGGUAACGUGCUUGCUGUUUGACACCUGUCCUCGUCUGAAACUACGUAUUGUCAAGCUUGCAAUUUGCCUUCAAUGAUAGUAGUUACGUUCUGCCAAUUAUGACUGAAUCAGCUUAAAGAGCAGCAUUUAUUAACACGCAGGGCAUGUCUAAUUAGCGCAAUACAGCAUCAUUUUGGAGAUCUCUGCAUGUUCUAUACUGUGGCUCACUUAUGGUAAACAGGAGAGGAGUGCAGGUGCUGCCUUGUUCUCUGUGGUGUUUAGCUUAACGUGGCUGCUCCAAACUCCCCUUGUUGCAUAGUUUACAGUUCUACAGUUACUUUCUUUGGCUCGGGGUCUGCAUGCUGUGCAGUGCCAUGGUAGAAUAAACACUAAAAGUGCCCCUGGGGGUUAAACUGCAUACCACACAUCGGGCAACGUCUUCCAUAAAAGGACUAUGCAUGGCACAGUUGUACGUGGUGAUGAAACAGUUUAUUAAUGAUUGACAAACAAAACUGUUUUGGAAUGAUUUUUCUUCCCCCCCCCCCCUUCUUUAAAAAGAGCGUGCAGCAAGUGGAUGAGGUAGUUAAUAUUGAGCUGACGGAUGGCAUUUGUGAUUGAUUGUCCUGAUGUUGGCUGUGUGCAUCUUUGUGGAUGAUCCGAAGUGUUCUUCUUAAAUCUCUUACUGGCUUACGAGAUAGUUUCCAUAUUGCACAAGUCAACUGUGCAGCAAAAACUUCAUCUUACUUUGUUAGGCCUGACGUGGUUAGACAUGAGAAGUGUUCUCGUGUUGUUGUGCAGCAUAUGGGUUUCAUUUCUUACCCCGGAGCUGACUGAGCUGCUGCCUUAAAGAUAUCCUUAUGUUAAUUCUGCGCUUCCCUGGUUCUGAUUAAAACGGGUCUAAAGGUUAUUAGGACUUAAAUUGGUAGCCUGUAAAGGCAGAACGUCAGACUUCUGUGCUUGUCGCAGCGAUGGCAGAGGAUAAAAUGCUCAGCCAUGCUGCUAGGCAGGAAUUCUGUGCUUCUGUGAAUCCGUGUCACUGAUACAAGUCAGCUUCUGUGGCAGUGCAUGCUCUUCUCAACGUAGGAGCAGCAGGUCCUGAGAAGGUGCAUAUUCCCUUUCAAAGAGACAGGGAACUGGUCGAUACACAUUUGAAGGUGCUUUUUCCUUUUCUAUAGAUGUAUUCAAACAUGCCCUCAAACAACGCAUUGGAGUAGCAUUUUCUUGUUUCUUGGAAUCUGGGCUUCCUUUUAAAGGAGUUCUAAGAUAAGUUAAUGGAUUACUGGCUUUCUGAUGCCUCAAAUGAAGUCUUUCAUGCUUGAGUUGAAGCCCAGUUUGUUAGGUGAACAACUUCUUAUUUUUUUCUAACAUGGGAGUUAAUUCAGAUUGUAAAUUAAUCCAGAAAACUUCAGAAUGUGGUGGAGUUUUUUUCCCUUUCGUCUAAACGUAAUUACUGCUAUAUAUAUAUAUAUAUAUAUAUAUAUAUAUAUAUAUUUGACAUGACUUAAUGUAUUGAUUAAUUGCUUUUGGGACGUGAAAAAGAAGAAAGCAGGGCUUAAGUGACGUGACUGUGCUGAGGUAAACAGAGGUAAAUAUUGGGAGUCUUUGCUUAAAUGGAGUGAAGCAGUGCAUUGAUAUGAAUGUGACCUGGCUAGCUGGCUCAGUAGGGUGAGGAAGAACGGCCUGAAGUUGAUAACAGAAAAGCUGUUCUAUCCCAGGGUUGGUUCCCAGUCUGCAGUCAUAAUCAAAUUUGUCAUGAGACUCAGACGUCAUCCCUUUGUGUGCUGUUCUGUCGCAGUGCGUUGCUUGGGGCCAGAGAACAGUCAACAUUUCUGAUGGUGCUGGUCUAGGGUCUGCCUUGGUGUGUGCUCUUUGGAGUGUGAGUGAUUCUGCUUGAGCCGCUGUGAAGUGGCGUGUAUUGCUGGAGUCCUGUGAGUCUUAGUGCGCAGGAUGUGUCAAUAUUUGUGGAGGUACCCAACCCCAAUUAGCAAAUAGGCUUAUAGUCAGCACGGCUCUUGUGAGCAGCGCUGCGCAGCAAUGAGCUCUGAAGAAGAAAAAAAAUCACACAUAUGCCAAAAAAAAAAAAAGAAAACCAACCCAAAACAAAACCCCCCACACUGAAAGCCUUUAAGUGGCUGGGGUUUGCUUCAACUUCUUAGAAUAUGCAAAUAUUUAAAAGCAGUCCUGGCUUACACAGCGUAUUGUAAAUAUUUUGACAGAGUUGGAAACCUGUGUCUUGGAGUGUUUGGUUUUGGGCCAGCGCAUGUUGUUAACCUCUUUUUUUUACUCUGCUUUAAGUUAAGAAUUCCAAGGCAUCUACAGACCAAACAUCUUAGACGCUUGGCCUCUUAUCAUGUGCUCUGGACUAGUGACGGGUAAACCUGACUACAGUAAAACGGCACCAAUGGAGAGCGUAAGAGCAGUCUGCCAACUUAUACUAAUAAAUAUGUUUCAAACAGUUCUGCUGAGACUGAAAAGGCUAUUUUUUGUUAUCUUGGCAGUCUUAAACGCUCCAACUGCGUUGCACCUAUUCUCAGGGCAUCUAUAAAGUGUAUCACUGUGUAUCUUAAAUAUCUUGUCAUUGUGAUUUCAGUAUCACACAGCUGUGAUUUCCUUGCAAGCUGGUAGGUUCUGAUUAGAAAGUUGUGAGUUGUUUAAUAAUACUAAAAUGGGUUGAAUGUGGUGUUCCUUUUAAUCUUCAUUGUGAAGUAUCCUUCUGCAGAAACGUGAUACUGUCUCAUCACAAUGGUUGUUUCAUACAGAAGUAACAUAAGUAGGACUUUCAAAUCUGCUUUUUUAUGUUGAUAAAUGAAUCUUUUCUGCAUAUCAGACUGAUACCUUGCUGUCUGGUGCUUGUUACAACAGAAGAUACGAACUAGCAGAGCUCUGAGAGCAGCAUCUCAACUUCUGCUUUUGAAACAUAGCCAGCAUGUCUGGUUUCUAGAAACAACAUCCAGUUUACACAUAAAUUCUUUCUUAGCAUAGUAAUAGUAGGCGAGCACUGAAAUAAGAAUUGAAAUAAGAAUUGUGUGUACUUAAUAGAACUGCACUACGCUGCCACGCUUGUUAUUGUAUUUCUGACUUUAUGUAUAAAAACAAAAGGGGACGAGUGGGAAAUCCCAAAUGCAUCAGCCUUAAUUGGUAAUGUGAAGUACAGAUUUCAGUAGAGGUUCCGCUAUGAGUCAGAGGACAGAUGGACACCUCUUUAGUUUUACUUAUGCCUCUGAUCCUCUCCCCGAGUAGAGGUUUUCUUGGCACAUUCACAGAUGCUGCUGGAUGGACCUGCUGAAUGGAAAAGCAGUUUUCUUCUUAACAGAAAUAAUAAAUCUAUAACAAGUUUAGACUUAUAAAGAGAAUUCUUAGUAUUUAAUGAGGACAUAUGAUUAUACAACAUCAACUCGCAGGCACACUUACUUUAACAUUUGCUAAUAGAUGUUUUAAAAAGCAUUUUCCCGAACUAUUAAUGUUUUCUCUCUCCUAUAAUAGUUACAGAUAAAAGCUUCAAAACUUCUAGUUUUCCCAGAGAUAACUUAGACAAUCUAAGCCAUCUAAUGUCUGAUCAGCAUACAGUUGUGCUUAAUUUGAAGGAACCCCUGCACAGCUUGGAAAAGCUCCCGGCUGGACAUGACUGAGUGGAAUUUUUCCUGAACCCUCGCUGGGCUGAAGUGGCAGUUCCAUUCCGAAACGUGAGCACUCUGGUUUACCUGUGAGAACUGAAGCUGGAUAUCCACUUGCUUUAAACAAGCUUUCUUUAAUUUUUUGCCUGUUAGGAGAGAUCUUCGAUAUAGGGAAUGCUGUUGGACUUGUGUCAUUCAGUUACAGUGAGAAAUAAAUCAAGUGGUUAGCUGUUUCUCUUCUGGGCAAUUAAAUUCUUAGGAACUCUCGUGCCCGCAGCUGGGAGUGUUGCCAUCUCUUCGAUUAUUUAUUUGUAUUGGCCCACUGUUAUGGUAGGCCACUAGCAUUUCCACUGAACUUACAUCAAGUCGAGUAUGUUCUACUGCCAUCGUGUUUUCCAUGAGCAGGUUUUCUGCCCUCCAGGGAACUUUUAGGGCUGUGAGUCAUUCUUGCUUUGUCGUCUUUUGUAAAGACUAUUUCAGCUGAGAGUAGGAACAACCAGCCUGUGUGGAUUAAGCGUGAUCAACCAGUAACCUAUGGUUCAAGGGUGCCGCUUUCCAGAGCUACUUUUGUGCUCUCUUAGUGAAUCCAGCCCUAAAUGGAAACUCUCUUCUGUUACUGCACCACUGGUGGCCUAGCAAUGGUUGAGAUGCCAGUUGUGUUGCAUCAGAAAUUAUACCUUUUGAUAUAGUGGAUGUUAAUGAUUGUGUUUGGAGGUACGGGCCUGUGCACACAUGCGCAUCCCUGUGUACGUGAGCACAUGUAAUGAGAUAUCAGUCACUUGGGAAGUAAUGCCUCCUAUUUAUUUCCAUGGAAACUACAUUGGAUACAGAGAGCACAAUAAUGCUAUUUGGUAGAGCAGAUUUUCAGCUACAAAACACUGCUUUUUCAACAUAAUCACCACUAUUAGUUGAUUCACACGAAUGAGCUGAUCGAGAUGCUCUUCAUUUUGUGGUGUGACAGCUGCGCGCGGCCAUCUGGAACAUGACUUGUCUUUCCCAUUGCUGUCACCACUGCUGAAAUGCACCACCCACUGCCUCAGUGUGCUCACAGCCACUGUUUGGUUUCCAUAAAUGUUCACCAAGCAUUGAUGAGUGUCGGUGGGUGCCAUUUUUUCUUAGUGGAGGAAUUCAGUGACACCUUUUUGCUUCAUCUGCGCUUCCAUGUCAGAUGUCAUUGUGUCAGACUGCCCCUCUGCUGCCAUCUGUCACCCAGCAACAACACGUAAGGGAGUAUUGGUGGGAAGGCUCAACCUCUGCUGCCAUACCACCGACAGCCACCUCUGACAUUGUUGGCCAACAUCAUAAAAUGGGAGGCAUUACUUUUGGAUCUCACAUUAUCUACAGAAUAGAUAACUAUCUGUGACGUCAGAAUGAAUUUUCUUUUCCUUCAGUGUUUUUUCCUCAUCUUCUUUUCUUGUGAGUUUGGAAAUAUCCUCAGGAACGUGUUUUGGGGAUGGCUUUAUUGAGUAGGCGCUUCAGAACCUCUGGGUCACAACGUUGGCAUUCUGUGGAAAUCUAAUGAGAUGAUCUUUCAUACAAACUCCACGGCUGUUAUCCUGCUGUCUGUAGCUACCUUUUCUUCUUGCUGUGGCUUUGGGUACAGCUAUUAGAAAAUCAUGGUGAUUCUCUGGUAGUUUUACUUUAUCAGAUUGCCAGUUUUGACUCUUCUCAGUUGAUGCUGGAAGCGAUCUGAUUCAACUCAGGUUUGUUGCGUAAGUAGUCUUUCAGCUCUGUUGCUUCUCUUCUGCAAGACAGAAGUGUGUGGAGUUCCUUCAUGUUAGAUGCAGUGUGCCAUUUGAGGUGAGGCACUGUCUCCUGGAAUGUCUGUAAAUUCCAGGCAAGUUGUAGAGUUGAGAAGGUGGGACGCCAAGGGACCAAAGGACACCAUAGUAGUGCAGCAUAUCCCCUUUGCAUGGCGGUAGACUACUUUGCAUUCAUUGUAACCACUCAUUCACAUUUCAGUCAUGUGAUGUGUACUGUGGGGCUUUAGAGAUAGUAGAUGGGCUGGGCUUAACAUUGCCAAGUGCAAAAACGUCGCUUUUCUCAAUAGCUUGUGUGCCUCCCACUUUCACAUAAACAGUGCAAAUAAAUACCUUCCUGCUUUCCAGGGUGUCAGACUUUUUCAAGAGUUGUUUGUUGUUUCUUAUUUUUUUUUAAUUUUAUUUCCUGUGUUGAAGAUGUUCUUGCUUAUUCCUCGUGUUAGUGUGGUGUUUUGUAACUUGUUAAGCUAGCUCAGAAACUUGUUGCCUCUUCUACUUGCUGUGUCAACCCAAGUGACUUGAAAACAAAUGACAGCCUGUGCUGCUACCAGAACGGGAAAUUGAGUUCUUUCCCUGGGGCCCAGCUGUUUGUUCUUGCUACGUGCUCAAUUUUGGCACUAUUUAUCUGGCUGUGCUGUGACCUGAGUUGGUUCCCCCAUCCAGCAAGAAACUUUUAUUUUUGGCAGAGUUGUUUUCAGCUGAGUGAAGCUUGGCUUCCUGAAUAGAACUGGUGGCAUGGGGGUGGGUCAGGAGGAGUGUCCGAGAACAUGGGAGAAGACCUGAUCAGCCUUUGUUAGCAGAACAAAUGUAUGCUAUAGCAAAGUAGUCAGGUUAGGACUGAGCUAAGCAGUGCAGUGAAUAACUUGUAUAAAGUUAAGCUGUAAAGUGAAUGUUAGGCAUAAACAAUUUUGUUGUGUAAAUGUUUUUAUAGUCUCUUGUAUGCCAAAGAUGGUCAGGAUUUAAUAAAGAGUCUUCAUAAGUGCAACAGUAUAGCUCAUCAUAGGGAGCUGAAGCUGUGCUGCAAGAGCUGCAGUGACACAGCUAAGAUUGAACACUUACCUAGAGGCUGUAACCUUGAACUACUUAUAGGUAAGGAAAUUGAAGACUUCUUUAAACUUAGGCUUCUUGAUCAUCAUAGAAUCAUAGAAUGGCCUGGGUUGAAAAGGACCACAAUGAUCAUUGAGUUUCAACCCCCCUGCUAUGUGCAGGGUCACCAACCACCAGACCAGGCUGCCCAGAGCCACAUCCAGCCUGGCCUUCAAUGCCUCCAGGGAUGGGGCAUCCACAGCCUCCUUGGGCAACCUGUUCCAGUGCGUCACCACCCCCUGAGUGAAAAACUUCCUCCUAAUAUCUAACCUAAACCUCCCCUGUCUCAGUUUGAAACCAUUCCCCCUUGUCCUAUCACUGUCCACCCUCGUAAACAGCCAUUCUCUCUCCUGUUUAUGUGCUACCUUUAAAUAUUGGAAGGCCACAAUGAGGUCUCCCCGGAGCCUUCUCUUCUCCAAGCUAUACAAGCCCAGUUCCCUCAACCUUUCCUUGUAGGAGAGGUGCUCCAGCACUCUGAUCAUCUUAGUGGCCCUCCUCUAGACCCGCUCCAUGUAGAUGUUUUAACCAACUUUAAAUGCAUACCCAAAUAAGUAAUGUGAAUUCAGGAUAAUUUUCAAAGUAAACUUGAAGGUGAGCUUGCUUUUUCUGGAAAUUUAGCUUCAAAUGUUUUGUUUUAGCAUCCCUGCUGUAGGCAUCCUCCUGCCUUGAGUAGGGGGGUGAACCAGAUGACCUGCAGAUGUCCCUUCCCAAUUCAGCUGUUCAGUGAUUCUGUGAUUUUUUUUUCCAAGUGAAAGGACAAGAAGGUGGGAUUAAAUCCUUUUUGAACUGAAAUGCCUUCUGAAUUUAAAGGAGCCAAAAGUCUUCCCUUUUUGACUUCUAAAAUAUUCAAUUGUGAGUAACUUUAAAGGAAUGUAAAUGUGUAAAUGUGCUAAAUAAUUCUUGUAAAUUCCUAGCAGAAGGUUUAAGCUGCUCUGUUAACAAUUUAUCAUUAAAUCAAGAUUUGAAGAGCAAACUUUCUGGUUUAAAUUCUAUCUCAGUAUUUAAUUUUCAAAAUGGAGUCAUUCUUAUGGGAAGAAUCAAGUGGUUUUGAAACGUCAUUUUAGAAACGUCAGGAAAAAUGUAGGUGCACACAAAACCCCCUCAGCUCUCUUAUUUCUUAGACUCUUCCCUGCCUUAUUGUGGUCUCUGUAAUUCUUUUUCCCUCCCACGAAAAGUAAUUGAGUAGAAUUCAUUGGAUCCUCCUGUUACCUUUGUUCUAUGAUACUGCCCCAUCUGUUUUCUUAGCUAUUCCCAGCAAUGUGCUGUUCCACAUAAUGAAUUUUGUUGUUGUUUUUAAACAAGUGCACAGAUUGGCUUUCGGGGAGUAUCCUUCAGAGGAAGCAGGGAGAGCAGUGUUGGCAGACACCUUGUUCCUUUCUUUAAUUGUGCUCUACGCUGUGAAAGAUGAAAGUUCAUUCAGCAGAUACCAUGAAAGUCUUGUCUGUUUCUUGUUAUUUAUGUUCCUAAGCACGCGUUUGAGGAGACAAAAGACAAUCAGUAUAAAGGAUCUGUAUGCAAAUCUUAAAAUUGUUUAGAAUUUGGCUAAUAAAUCCUUUGGAUAAAGUAGCAUAUGAGCAGCUGCUUCUGCUUAAGCUUGUGAUAUUCCAGUAUUGGAGAACAAUGUGUAUAUAGUCUGCAUCUAAUUACUGUAUUUUUAGCAGUUGGUUUAGAUCAGGCUAUUGCAUAGUUUCUAGUCGUAUUUAAGUCGCAUGAGUUGUAUGAGUAUCACGAGUAAAAUCUGUGGAGUGCAGUUUCAAUGGUUAUUGAGUCAGGAACAGCUCUGAUACAGUAAUUGAUAUAUGUGAAUGUAUAAAACAAAUCUUUCUUUAUGAAUUUUUUGUCAGUGUAAGGUGACCCAUAGCUUCUUUGCUAUUGACUUUAAUCUGUCUAUUAAAGCAGGGAGUAGCUUCACUUUCUGUAAGAGUAGAGUUUAGUGGCUUUCUUUCAACUAGCCCUGUAGAAAAACUAAAACUACAGCUGGAAGUCUUUGAUCCUUUUCUGCCUUCUUUCUUGCAAACGAAGCUUUAUGGGAGAUAAAUGUGCUUCUACAUGUUAAUAGGUAUUGUAGAAACGUUUGUGUAAUCACAAACUGUGCUAAAUUUAGCAUGCAAUGUCUACCAAUUUAUUGCUCAAAAGAAUUACUUUUUUUUUAGCAAGACUUUUAGUAGUUCUGUCAUUUCUGGGAGAUCUUACUGCAUAGUGGAGAAGGAUGAAAAAAGUCAAGCAGGCUUUGAUGCUUGCAAGUACAAAAGGUAUUUUCAUUGCACGUGUUUUCUUUUUCCCUUUUCAGCAUAUCACAGAAUUGUAGGGACUGGAAGGAACCUCCAGAGAUCAUUGAGUCCGAUCCCCCUGCAAAGCAGGCCCUCUACAGCAGGCUGCACGGGAACAGCCAGUAUAGAAAUCAGUCUGAAAACCUGCAGAGAGAAUUUGGGGAAUGGUCGUCUCCUUUCAACAGCUACUGACUGAUAUACAGUUUUGAAGGUGUUUAAGCUCUGAAUACUUGCAAGAUCUCCAUACAUAGAAAUGUCUGGCUCAUACGAUGAUUCUGUUGGAGUAGAAGUUUCUAGUGAUAGCUUCUGGGAGGUUGGAAAUUACAAGCGGACAGUAAAGCGAAUUGAUGAUGGUCACAGACUUUGCAAUGAUCUCAUGAACUGUAUUCAUGAACGUGCACGAAUAGAGAAGGUCUAUGCUCAGCAACUUACAGAAUGGGCAAAAAGAUGGAAACAGCUUGUGGAAAAAGGCCCACAGUAUGGAACAGUAGAAAGGGCUUGGUGUGCUUUUAUGUCAGAAGCUGAAAAAGUGAGUGAACUACAUCUAGAAGUAAAAGGUUCACUGAUGAAUGAAGACUUUGAAAAAAUCAAGAACUGGCAGAAGGAAGCCUUUCAUAAGCAAAUGAUGGGAGGAUUUAAGGAAACCAAAGAAGCAGAAGAUGGAUUUAGGAAAGCUCAGAAACCCUGGGCAAAAAAGCUGAAAGAGGUGGAAGCUGCAAAGAAAGCAUACCAUGCAGCCUGUAAAGAGGAGAAACUGGCUAUAUCUAGAGAGACAAAUAGCAAAGCUGAUCCAGCGCUAAAUCCUGAACAACUCAAGAAAUUACAAGACAAAGUGGAGAGAAGCAAACAAGAUGUACUAAAGACAAAAGAAAAGUAUGAAAAAUCACUGAAAGAAUUAGAUAAUGCCACUCCUCAAUAUAUGGAAAACAUGGAGCAGGUAUUUGAACAGUGUCAGCAAUUUGAGGAAAAACGCUUACGUUUCUUUCGAGAAGUGUUACUGGAAGUUCAAAAACACCUUGACUUGUCUAAUGUUGCAAGUUACAAAAAUAUCUACCGUGAACUGGAGCAGAACAUCAAAACUGCAGAUGCUGUUGAAGACCUGCGGUGGUUCAGAGCUAAUCAAGGUCCAGGGAUGUCAAUGAAUUGGCCUCAGUUUGAGGAUGAUGAGUGGUCUGCAGAUCUGAACCGCACUCUCAGCAGAAGAGAAAAGAAGAAAGCUUCUGAUGGAGUGACUCUGACUGGUAUUAAUCAGACAGGAGAUCAAGUUUCACAGCCUAACAAACAUAGCAGCAGUCUUAGUGUCCAGAGUAACACAGUGCAGUCAGUACAAUCAAGUUACAAUCCCUUUGAAGAUGAAGAAGAUACUGGGAGUACUGUCAGUGAAAAGGAGGACAAUAAGAUCAAAAAUGUUAGCAGCUAUGAAAAAAAUCAAAGCUACCCUACAGAUUGGUCUGAUGAAGAGUCCAACAAUCCCUUUUCUUCCACUGAUGCAAAUGGAGACACCAAUCCAUUUGAUGAAGAUACUUCUCCUGCAAUGGAGGUGAGAGUGCGUGCACUCUAUGACUACGAGGGCCAAGAGCAAGAUGAACUCAGCUUUAAAGCAGGGGAUGAGUUAACUAAAAUGGAGAAUGAAGAUGAACAGGGUUGGUGCAAAGGACGUCUGGACAACGGACAAGUUGGUUUAUACCCAGCAAACUAUGUAGAACCAAUCCAGUGACAAAGGACAAAGCUAAUACAGAAGCGUUACAAAAGCUCUGCAGGCCUGUACAGUAUAUAUUUAAACCAAGAGGAAGCUGAAUGAUGUAUAGAGUGUAUAUAUUUUCACGAAAAGGAGAGAAAGCUCAAUACUGAAAUUGCAGUGAUUUCAAGACAGAGCAUAGAACUAAUUUCAUGUGGUUUUCACAACUUGUGCACAAUGCAAAUGAAAGGGGUUAGGUGGAAAAAGAAUAGUGAUAGGAAAAAUACUUUUUAAGCUUUUUCAUUCCACAUGGUCUGUUAUUGUGACUCUUAAACACUUUUGCAUUUUCUAUGCUUGUGCCUCAUCCUACCCGAGGUGUGUGGCUUAUGCUGACUUUUGUUUAAUCGGUUAUUUUAAGUGACCUUCAGUAACUUGCAACUUGAAUUUUUAAGAUUAUUCUAGUUGAUUUUCUAUUUGUUCUUAGCAAUGUCUGAAAGAUGCAGUAUUUUUUUAUUUAAAUGCUAUGUAGGUAAGCAUCUUUUUGUAUGCUUGAUCAUAUAAUACUUAAAUUAUGACAUAGAUUUAGUCAUCAGUUGACUGAAUGAAAACUCUUUCCAUGUUGUAGUGAUCUUUCAAUGUUGUCAGCAUGGCUCGAAGUUGUACAACAGAUAUUAUAUGUAAUAACUAUCUGUUACAGAAGGUUAUUUGUAGCAGAUAUCUGCAGGUGUCAUGGGUUGGGAUUCUGUUAUGAAUGUUGUUUAUAUGGUUUGGCACUUAAAUGAGUUUUCCUUGUAGACCUUAAGUAGCUCUCUAUUAAUAAUGAGAUAAAUCAUACAUAAGCCCCAGAAUACUAUCUAUUUCUGGCACAUGUGUGCAGGAAAAAAAAAAAAAUCCUCCUAACUGCUAAUGACUUUUUUUGUGAUUUGAAAUGUCAAAUCUGUGAAGACUGAUUUUUUUUUUUGAACAAAGAUUGUAAAAUAGACUAAAAUGCUUUUUAUUAAGAGGCUAUCUGUUGUGUAUAUGUACAUACAAUUUGAUAUUCCAAAAUAUAAAGAGCAUGGCUAUUAGUUAUCGAACCUUUUGAUGUGGAUAAGAUUUAGACUUUUAAGAGUUUAAAUUAUAGGUAUAUUUAAAUCUGCUUUCUUGCCAUAUUCAUGACUGUACCAUAGACAAAAUAUUCUGUGAUUAGGUUUUCAGAAGUACAGGACACACACUAACAUACUCAAAAUCUGUAAUGUGGAUAAAUUUGUGGGUCAACAUAUAAACUAGCCUUAGUCCUUACAUGGAUUACUGUAGCAGAACACUGUAAAAAAUACAUUUGUUUGCAAUUACAACUCGGUCGUCUGUAACAGUGCCAAAUAGUAUGCAUUUGUGACAUUUAAAACUGGGUUGUAAAUUACAGCAGAUUUGUGUUUUAAAGAAAAAAAUUUAAAAAAUCAAGUAUCAGGUGAGUAGAUAUGCUACUUUAGGAAGCUACACUGUAAUGAAGCUAACAAAUCUAUUUUGAGGUAACUAUUAAACACUGUUGGUAGUUUUGGAUUUUAUCGUUUGCUUUUCAGAUGUAUAGAUAUACUUAGUCAUAAUGUUCAAUGCGUUAAAAUGUGCAAGCUCUGAAAGUGGAUGUAUGUAUGUCUGUCAAGGAAAACUUAACAUAAUUAUUCAUUCACAAAAUGGUUACUAAAUCUGUCAGGAAUUACUGCCUUGGGUCUCCAUAUUGUAAUAUAUUUUAGAAAACAAUAAAAUCUGUUAAUCUCUUAAAUGCACAGAAUGCACUUCAUCUUGCCAUGUAUGUAAAAAUACUUUUGUAAAGCAAAUAGUACAUUUGAUUGCAAUUCAAGAUGACAAAAAUCUGUAUUAUCUAAAAAAGUCACAAGGAUGGGCACGCCAUCAGUCGCACUGUGCUGCCUAGGCAUAGCGCACAACAGCUCUUAGGCGCUGCAGCAAAAUGUUUGUGGAAGAAGAGGAGAUUCAUGCCUUGCUGUGGGUAUGCAAAAUGUACUACGAGGGUGCUUUCCAUGGUAUAGUCAAGUCAAGAUUGUAUGAACAACUAAGCUUUUUUUUUUUGUAAUAUCUGAGUCUCUUCUACCUUCUGUGAGAGAGGUGUUUUUGUUUUUUGCUUUUCUUCUUUGCUAACUGCUAGCGAUUAACAUAGUAGUGUUUGUGAUUGCUAGCCAGAAGUUUGAUCUUGUCUCUCGCAUCAAUACUUUUUAAUCUAAAUAAUCUAGUUCUUUAUGCUGGGUGUCAAAUUUAGUGAAGUAACCUUAGAUUCUAAGUGGAAGCAACCACAGCAGAUCUCUAGUCCAGUGGCUGAUCUAAAGUACGGUCAACUCCGCAUUCAGACUAUGUUGCUCAAGUCUUUGGAGCUGGUCUGGAAAGCUCCCAAAGGCUGAUUUCCUCACCUUUCCGUUCAAGCAGUUACAAUGCUUAAUUAUCAUUAUAAUGGUGUUCUUUCUCCCUUGGCUUUACUUGCAGUUGGAACCUGUCCUAUUGCAAGACACCACUGUGUCUUAUUCUGCUAUGCUUGAUGGAGCCUGGCUGGUGUCUUGGUAGCCUCCACAUUGCUGCUGGAAGGCUGCUCCUGGGACCCCCAGAAUCAUCUCUUCUCCAGGCUGAACAAGUUUUGUUUCCUCAGCCUCUCCUCGCAUAGCAAGUGUUCCACCCCCCCUAAUUUGUCAAGAGAGUCUUUUGGGGGGAAAAUAGUAGGGUAUUUUAUUAGGAAAUGUGUAAAGAUGAACGGUUCCUUAUGUAUAGUACAAAGCUAUAUUGAAAUUCUUCUUAAUUUGUCGCCUCUGAUGCUUUAAGAACUCAACACCAAAAUUUUAGCACAUUUUUUUUUUCCCCAGACUGCUAAUUUACUUGUAUCUAUAACUUUAUAUUGUAGCCUACAAAUUUGGUGUACAUAUAUAAGAUUGUAAAAGCAAAGAUACACUCUCAAUAUCAUGAGUGACAACACGGUUAUAUCUUGGUAUAACAAUCCAACCCAUUGCUAUUAUCUCUUGUUGAGAUGUCUGUGGAGUUGGCCUGACAUACUAAAACUGCUUUUGCCAUAGCUGACCUGGAUAUUUUUGUUCUGUUGUCUUUCUUCUAAUUAUAUCUUUAUACAUAAUACUCGCGAAGAAGAUCAAAGCAGGCUUAACAGUUGGCGAUAAGUAGAAACACUGAGUCUUCCAAGGGGAAACCACAGAUGAAGUGAUUGUGUACUAAUCUGAUAUGAUCUGGGUGAUUUUAAAGUAAAAUAGCUAUAUAUUAUUGUAAAACAAAGGAGAAAAGGAAGAAAAUGGGAGAUGAUGUAAUGAAGGAUGGAUGUCCAGCAGCAAUACCUCCUGUUCUCCUAGAGUCACAUCUAUUGUUUCUAAAAAUUAGCUCUGAGGUUACACAAUCAUGUUAUCAAUCUUUCUCCCACCUUUCUGGUUUGGCAGUUACUCAUUUACCUCAGAAUAUCAUAGAGAUUGCUAAUUGUGGUCAUUUGAAGGAAUCUACAGAGCCUGCUCCUGAUCUGUGAGAAUAAGAGUUAUUCCUGAUAACAUAGGAUACUUCUACCUACUCGUUUUGUUUGAAUUAUAAUGUAAAGAGCAAUUUCAGAGCGUAAGAAAGGUCAUGCGGUAAUUACUGCAGUAGAUAAUCACUUCAGUGUGUUUGACUUCUAACAGUUUACCUGCUGAUGGUAAGCAUAUAUCAUUUUCAGCCUGCUUUACUUCCUUUCUCCUGGUAGAAAUACAGAUUCCUAUGCGAUAUGAUGUUGAUCCUCUAGCACAAAGUUUCAAAAAUACCAUAGAGGGUUCUUGAACCCUCCAUUCAGAGAAUACUUCUGUACACCUGAAGUUUUACUGAGCACUGUCCACAUUUCAGAGGAUGUAACAACCUCUUCUCUGCAGAGAAGACUGAUGGUAGUAGGUUAGAUGAAAUCUGUGCCAGUAGCACAUUGUGGGUGCCUUGGGAAGAGCAAAGAAAAUAGGACAACGUGCAACGACGCUUCAGCCACAAUAUUUCAAGCUGCCAGUGAUCUGUUUCUUUUGUUCUGUGAAAUAAGAAAAGCUUAUUUUCAACAUUCCAUUCAUUGCUUUGUCAACAGCUGAACACCAAACUAUUGUUCAUGCAGAAGUAGAUGAAGUAGGUCAGAAAAGCGAUCCUGUAAUUAGUUCCAAAAAGACAACCAGCAGCACUCUCUUGUAGUAGCUAAUUGCGACCCCAUUUCAGAAGUGCAGACUGUAUUUUUAUUUUGCAUUUGACUCUGAAAUUUACUUGCUGCUUUAUUACCUGGUUAGUAUUAUACAAGGUAUUUCUACUGUUAGUUUUUACUUCUGUAAACGUAAGUAGUUCAGUAUCGAUAAACCACUACCUUUCUAUUUACUCUUUUCACAGAUAAACAUACAAUUUACAUGUUCGAGCAUGAGUCCUCUGGGCAACACACCGGUAACCUCCCACUGUUUGUUAUGGUAGUCAGUGUCUAAUUUAUGAAAUGACCAUUUCCUUAUUCCAUGGCAAUGUAUCUAGGUUUCUAUGAGGGACAUUAACAUUCUGAAAAUCCAAGUUACCUGUUACCUCAGCGAGGUCACCUCUCUGCAUGACCCAUGAAGCUUUAACCCAAUGAAGUAGCAACCGUAUUAAUUGUGAAGUAAUUGUGUAUUAUGGUGUAGAUAUUUCUAGAAACCUGAAGCAGAAGAUGCAGAAAUUUGAUUGCCCUGCCAAAGAUUAAAUGUUAUCAUCUGGCCAACGUAGGUAGGUUUUGCAGUGGGAUGCUGCUUCUAAAUGCAACUGUGCAAGUCUCUUGCAUUCCUAAUGCAAACAGGUUUACAGAAGCACAACUGAAUAUUGUCUAUGCAGUGGACUUGUCUGAAAAUUAUACUAUUGUAACUUUUUGGCUUUGUACUGGAUAAUACUGUUGAGAUGGACUACUUUCAAGAUUAGAAAGCUCCAAGAAACCUCACGUGUGUGAUGAAGUGGUUAUGCUUCUUGAUGUUAUCAGUACAAACAAUACAUUAUUACUAAAUAAAAGUAUAUUAUUGAUAUGUA